UAAAAUAUAUUAUUGAGUUUAAAAUUUGUUAUUUAUUAAUUUUUGAAUAUUUUGUGGCAUAUUUAUACGUUGUCAUGGAGACGGCUCGUGAUUGAUUUAACGGAAACCAAAGAAAUAAUAAUCGUAAUAAUUAAGUAGUCGUAGGGUAGAGAGAUUUGUGAUAAAAUUUUAAAGGGAUUGUGUGCAAUGGAAGAAAAUUCAUUUUCUGAUGAUAAAAUAAAGGCUUUGGAAAAUUUGUCGCUGGAUAAAAAUGUUACGGAAGAGGAAUUUUCAAAUUUUAUGCAACGCGUUACUGAAGUCGAGAAAAUUGUGAAAAAAUUAAAUUCGAAUGACUGCAAGGUUCAAGAAGAAGGAAAAAUUUUAGCGGAUUACAUUUUGGAGGGAAAUAAAAAUUUUGAUACCAAAGAUGCCGAUGGUCUGAAAAUAAAAGCAAACAGAACAGUAAUAAAUAAAUAUUUAAAAAAUGAAACCGACGCAAAUGAAAUGCCUAGAGACGCUUUUAUGAAAACAAUGGAAGCGGAUGCUAAGAGACGUUCAGAGGAUCGGAAAGUUCGUAAUGAGCGGGCAGAUACGUUUAAGAGAAUAGGAAACGGCGCAUUCGGAGUCGGAGAUUUUGAAAAAGCGGUGACUUAUUAUGGGAAAGCUAUUGAGCAGCGUAAAGACAGCGCUGUUAUAUGGAACAAUCGCGCGCUUUCUUACAUCAGACUCGGGCUGUAUGAAAAAGCUCUGCAGGACUGCGAGUGGGCUCUGAAGGUCAAUGACUCAAAUAUAAAAGCUCUUUUGAAUAGCGCCAAGUGCUAUGCUUACUUAGGAAACGACAAAAAACGCGAUGAGUUCAUCGAACUCGCGAAAGAACGUGUUCCCAAAUUUUCAAAUUACAUCAAAGAUUUUGAAAAGGCAUUGAAAGAAAAUCCUAAUGAUGAAGAAAUUAUUUAAUUAUUACAAUUAAUUAACAGUAAAAAUAAUUAUUUUAAAAAAUUACCAAUUAUUAUAAAUAUAAUUCUUCAAUAAAUUUGUCACGACUCC
Molecule: messenger RNA, 1026 nt
Organism: Microplitis mediator
Lineage: Eukaryota; Metazoa; Arthropoda; Insecta; Hymenoptera; Braconidae
Product: tetratricopeptide repeat protein 12-like
Exons: 4
Coding region: 187-936 (249 amino acids)
Molecular function (GO): protein binding
Source: RefSeq, a predicted model, not a curated record